Argentina anserina (silverweed cinquefoil) is the source of this 729-nucleotide messenger RNA. Its product is annotated as LOB domain-containing protein 29-like. The transcript has 3 exons. The coding region runs from base 1 to 729 and encodes 242 amino acids. Gene Ontology annotation, cellular component: nucleus. Lineage: Eukaryota; Viridiplantae; Streptophyta; Magnoliopsida; Rosales; Rosaceae. Gene Ontology annotation, biological process: positive regulation of DNA-templated transcription; hormone-mediated signaling pathway. The record is from RefSeq and is a predicted model, not a curated record.
AUGCUGCUGGCCCCAAAUUCGUCUUCUUCAAGCUCAUCAACUUCGUCUACAAGACUGGGUUCUUCAUGUGGAGCAUGCAAGUUUCUGAGGAGAAAAUGCACAAGUGAAUGUGUGUUUGCUCCUUACUUCUGCUAUGACCAAGCUGCAACCCAUUUUGCAGCUGUGCACAAAGUGUUUGGUGCAAGCAAUGUGUCGAAGCUACUGCUACACUUACCAGUACAACAUCGAUGUGAUGCUGCUCUCACCAUGUCUUAUGAAGCAUUAGCUCGUAUGCGUGAUCCGAUAUAUGGAUGCGUUUCACAAAUCUUUGCACUCCAACAGCAGGUUGCAUACUUACAGGAGGAGAUUGAAACUCUUCUACAGAGCCAAAUGGUUAACUUGGCAUAUGGGAACUCUUGUGGAAAUUCUGAAGCAAAUGGUAACUCCAACACUUUGAGUGGGUUUCAAGUCCUUCCACAGCAAUAUGACAUCGCUGUUGAUAGACAGAAGUUUCAGAGCCAACCAGAAACACCAGUUCUACUUCCGCAAGCAGGAGUGGGGAGUACCAACCAAGGCUUUAGUAGUCAUGAGAUGGAUAUUCAGAUGCCUCCCUUACAUGAAUGGGAAGAACUCAAUAUCUUCGCUGAUCACUGCAUGCAAGAUCCUUUAGAAAGAUAUCUUGAAGGUAUUAACCAAGUGAACUUGGGACAUAAUCCAUGGUUGAAUGACCCUUCCUUCUCCUGGAACUGA